CCUGACACCUUGAACUAUUGUAGAGAUAUCAGAGCCCUGUAUUCUCCUCGUCGUAUGAUAACGAAGUGAAACAUGUCAUACGUUUAUGACUGUUAUCGGUACUUGCUAUAGAUACGGGGUGUUAUCUUGACGAAAGUAAAUACUACAACGAAAUGAUAUAACAUCACCUCAUGUUUGGGCAAUAGUUUGUAGUGUGUUUGUAUAUAUACAGGCUGUGAUGGACGCUAAGUUUGUAUAUUUCAAUGUUUUAUUUGUUUGUAUAGUGCUUCUAUGGCAUUGCAGCGUGGAAGCCGAUCAUGUGAGUUGCUCUCCCCGAUAUUUCGGACAUGGCUCCGUCGUGUGCGUCUGUAAUGCUACGUACUGCGAUACAGUGGAACCAAACACCCGACUUCCACGACAGACGUUUGCCCGCUACCAGUCGACUCAAGCCGGGGACCGCUUCAAAAAAUCAACAGGGAAAUUUGAUCCGAUGCACAUAGAAAAAAUUGUGUUGUACGUUUUCCGGACAAACCAGACGAGGUACCAGAACAUCAAAGGCUUUGGAGGGGCUUUCACUGACGCCGCUGGGAUCAACAUUGACAGUCUGUCGACAAAAGCGCAGGACAAUCUUCUCCGAUCUUAUUUUCAUUCCAGCGGUAUUGAGUACAAUGUCGCUAGAGUACCAAUGGCGAGCUGUGAUUUCUCCACGCGAGAAUACUCCUAUGACGACACGGCAAACGAUUUCAACUUGACCAAGUUUUCUCUAGCACCAGAAGAUCUCAAAUACAAGAUCCCGUUCCUGCAGAAAGCCCUGUCCCUGGGACGGCCGGUCCGCGUGUUUGGCAGCCCGUGGAGCGCCCCUGCGUGGAUGAAAACUGACCAGUCCAUGACAGGGAAAGGGUCGCUCAUUGGUGAACCUGGUGGAAAAUACUUCAAAACGUGGGCCCUGUAUUUUGCAAAAUUUAUUGAAGCGUAUGCGAGUCACAACAUUUCCAUUUGGGGAUUGACAGCACAGAACGAACCAUCAGAUGGGAGGAUAAAGAAUUUUACCUUCCAAGCCAUGGGCUGGACCGCCGAGCAACAAAGAGACUUUAUCAUAAAAGAUCUUGGCCCCUUAUUGGAGGAACGAGGUCACGGUAGUGUGGAUCUGAUGAUAUUGGACGGACAGCGAGCCCUGAUGCCUUACUGGACCUUUGUGGUCCUGUCUGACCCGGCUGCACAGAAGUACGUAUCCGGUAUCGCCGUUCAUUGGUACACAGAUCGGUUGGUACCGCCGUCAUUCCUUGAUGACACACACGGUCAGUUUCCAGAACAGUAUAUAUUCGGAACCGAGGCGUGUGUGGACGGGAUUCCCGGAUCUCCAUUAAAGGCGGUCCGACUCGGAGACUGGUCCCGAGCGGAAAGCUACGCCAGGGAUAUACUUGAGGACCUUGGACACUGGGUGACAGGAUGGACGGAUUGGAAUAUAGCCCUAAACAUGGAAGGCGGUCCUAACUGGGUCAGAAAUUUUGUCGACAGUCCGAUUAUUGUGAACGCGGAAACUGAUGAAUUCUAUAAACAACCAAUGUUUUAUGCCCUUGGACACUUUAGUAAAUUCCUUCCCCCCGGCUCUACCAGAAUAUCUCUCUCUGUGUAUGGUUCUACCGCACUGAAGUGUGAGGGAUUUCUUCUACAGGAUAACUCCGUCGUCAUCAUACUGCUAAACAUGUCCGACGAUGACGUAACGUUAAGCGUCUUUGACGCCGAGAUUGGCUCUAUAAACGGUAAUGUUGUUCCCGCCCAUUCCAUACAAACGGUCAUCUACUGGAUAUCAUAGCCGAGUGCCUCGCAUCCAUUUAACAUUCCAAAUCAUCUUUAUCUCAUAAAUGUAUUAUUUGAUAAAAAAAACACCCAAAAAAACGGAGUUUGUGUAUUAUGCUUAUAUAAAUUACAACGUUUGGCAUACUUUCAUAUAAUUCAAAUAAAAGGGCAUUGCCACAUGUAUUUAUUUACACUACAAUUUUGAUUUUGAUGAACUCUCUUCACCCAUGUUUAUGUGUAUCAAGGAAAUUAUGCACAUGAACUUAUUUAUGUAACGAAUCAUUAAAAUUCCAUAAUCUUAGAUCUGCAUAUUAUAUGCCAGGCUAUUCCGCUUCUUAAUGAAAAUAUACUUUCUUAUUCAAGAAAUUAAUAAGUCCUGUUUUGCUGGAUAUGCUUUACUUAAAAUAACAGAAGCUCCUUGCGUAAAUCCAUUAAGGGAUUGGUUUAAAGAGGAGCACACAACAUUUUGAGAGGUAUUUUCUACCAGAUCAAAAUCCUUCAUUCUUUAUAGUAAUAUAAAAGACAAAAGACCACUCUUUAAAAGUUACUUGCAUUUUUUAAUAUUUGAUAAAUCAGAAAUAGACAUUGUAAGCCUGUGUUAACUUUUGAAGCUACUACAUAAACAAUUAUUAGUAGGAAUUAAUUAUUUUUUCAUUUUUACUGAUGUUUUUAAGGCACACAUACUUGCUUAAAGACCAUCGGUCUAGAUCGAGCAGAUGACGAUAAGUAUUAUAGAAACAAUACGAGGUGUUUACCUAUAAUAACGAAACAUUUCUCUAAUAAGAUGUUACAUAGGUACAUUCUAGCCAUGCGGACAUUUUCGUCACAUAAACUGUGAACCCACGACCAAACAUAAACUGUUCAACAUUUUAAUGGAAAAUAAAAAAGGAGAUUUCAUUUGAACUACUCAUUUCAUGGUAGUCCCUUGGCCUGCUAUCAAACCAGUUUCCCCUUUUUUAUGCUUCCGUCUAUUACAGUGUAUGAUGUCACAUCAUGUGGCGUCCUGCUUGCUAACUGGUUUGGCGUCAACACAGUGUAAUAUUUUAUUCAGAGAAUAACUUCCAGUUUUUACCUGCGGUCUCCAAAUUCUCUGAACGUUUAUAUUCUGGUAAGACAGACUUGCGUUUUGUGACCGAGUCUCGUGACUAACGCUCAUUUUUUGCAACCUUUGUCCGGAUCACUUGAUGUUUUUGUCAUUUCAAUUACUUUUCAAUAGAUCUGUCCAUUCAUUUGGCUAUCUGUCCAUGUUACUGUUGUAACUGGUAAUAUUAAUAUAUUGAGAUAGUUGACAAUUUUGUUUGGCCAGUUAUUGCUCAUCAUUUCGGUCCAUACAGCUAAUUCUGUGAAAGAGUACAUGGAACAAAAUCAACUUCAUGGUACCGUAUGGAAUGGCCGACACACAGUCAAGAUUUAAAUAUAAUUGAAAAUAUGUGGCGUAAAAUUAAACUUGAACUGCAAAAAGUGACACAUAACAUCACCACGAAGGCUCAGAUGGAGACAGCAUUUCGGAACAUAUGGACAAAUAUACCCCUAGAAACAAAGCCAGAAACAUGUGAAUUUAGAAGUGAUUCAUUAAAUGUUG
Molecule: messenger RNA, 3361 nt
Organism: Mizuhopecten yessoensis (Yesso scallop)
Lineage: Eukaryota; Metazoa; Mollusca; Bivalvia; Pectinida; Pectinidae
Product: glucosylceramidase-like
Exons: 10
Coding region: 218-1795 (525 amino acids)
Biological process (GO): glucosylceramide catabolic process
Molecular function (GO): glucosylceramidase activity
Source: RefSeq, a predicted model, not a curated record